This is a messenger RNA of Rubroshorea leprosula, 959 nucleotides long. The record is from the annotation of a GenBank genome assembly. NCBI's taxonomy places the organism in Eukaryota, Viridiplantae, Streptophyta, Magnoliopsida, Malvales, Dipterocarpaceae.
AAGCAGCACAAAAGUCCCAACCCGGGUUGAGGUGGUUUCCGCCAUCAUAUGGAAGUAAGCAAUGGCUGCUUCCAAAGCAAAACACGGCUUCCAAAAGCCGUCUGUAUCGGCCCACUUAGUGAACCUGCGUAAACGAAUAUCGCCACCGUCCCUGGCAGAGAAUUCCGUCGGAAAUCUCGUCUGGAUAGCUGUGGCAGAACACGGGGCAAAUUCCAAAUCAGAUUUGCAUGACUUGAUUCGAAAGUUGCGGGAAGCGAUAUCGAAAAUCGAUGUUGCUUUUGUGAAGAAAUUUGCAGACAAUCCCCCGAUUCCUGAGUCUUUCAAGGGAAUUCACGAGCUGGAAUCCAGACGAGAUGAAAUCGAUUACUUUGGUUUUAGCAGUUGGUGCAAUUGUGAUUUCUAUGGAACUGAUUUUGGGUGGGGAAAGCCUGUGUGGGUUAGCAGUAUUGGACUGGAAGGACCGCUGGUCGCGAACCUUAUCAUUUUAGCCGACACGAGUUCCGGCGACGGCAUAGAAGCGUGGGUGACCUUGGACGAAGAAGACAUGGCAAUUCUGCAACGUGAUACGGAGCUCCUCAAAUUCGCUUCUGUGGACGCGACCCCCUUGGUAAUGGGCUCUACAGUUUCGGGUAAGCGGGCACACAUGAAAGCUACCCGUGUCAGUGCAUUAUAAGCAUGAGGAAAACAGCAUAGAUGUAGUGCUUCUCGAGUGAGAUGAGUUGCAAUAUUUGUUUGUCCUUGACAACAUGGUCACGGAUGGAGUCCCCGACUCAUCCUUUUACUCUAACUUAUCAUAUGUGACUUCAAGUGUUUUAGACACACAAUUGAGAAGCCCUUCUAGGUUUGUUUGCCUUUUUAUAAACAAUUAUUUAUGUAAUUUCUAGUAAUGGAUGAUUUUUUAAACUUAAUUAUUGAUGUCUAUUAUAAGCAAAAUCAUCUAUUAAAGAUGAUAUGGGUUA